AAAGCUUGCUAGCUUGUAGGACUUUCCUGCAAGGUUGAAGUUCUCUUUACUGGAGAACAAUGAAUAUCAGAAAAGGAUAUCAGUGAGAGAUAACACCAUUGGUGGGCCGAGCUGUGAGCAGAAACCAGGCUCUUAUAUUACUGCCGAAUUUUGGGCCCAACCCAUUUUUCUUAGGGUAGGUAUAUGUGUGCUCUGUUUGAUUUAGUCACUCAUUACUGCUGAUCACGCUCUCAGAACCUGGAUUACUGUUCAGAGUUUCAGGACAAACUACUGCCUAAGUGGGCAAAAAAGCCAGACGAACAUUAGAAAGGCUUUCAGAUUAUUUUUUCCAAGAUGGGGAAUAGGCAGUCUGUUACAAUAACACAUCCAAAGGCGGAGCACGAUGUGAAACAUGUUAAAAAAGACGAAGCAAAUGGGCACGCGAUACCUGGUUUGGAUUUGACUGACGCUGUAACCUGUGUGACAUCAGUGCAGCAGAACAUUGAACCUCCUCCUGUGACUGUCGCAAUUAACGUCAAGCCAACACCAGCAUCAGUAGAAGCUAAUGGCACCAAAGCAAAAGCUCCGACUGUGUCUGUGGAAGCAGCUGGUAACCAGGUCAGUGUUACAGCUGUAUCAGCUGAACAAAAAAUUCCAGCAGAGUCCAGUACGCCAGCCAAAGACACACCGAAAGCUGAGACUCCCAGCAUGUUCAAUAAGAUGUUCAAGAAGAAGACCGGACCUGUUUCUCCUGCAUCUGAGGCUAAUGUGGCAGCCGAAGUAGUGAUCGUCCCUGAAGUACAGACCGACAGCCAGAAGUCUCCAACACCAGCAUCAGUAGAAGCUAAUGGCACCAAAGCAAAAGCUCCGACUGUGUCUGUGGAAGCAGCUGGUAACCAGGUCAGUGUUACAGCUGUAUCAGCUGAACAAAAAAUUCCAGCAGAGUCCAGUACGCCAGCCAAAGACACACCGAAAGCUGAGACUCCCAGCAUGUUCAAUAAGAUGUUCAAGAAGAAGACCGGACCUGUUUCUCCUGCAUCUGAGGCUAAUGUGGCAGCCGAAGUAGUGAUCGUCCCUGAAGUACAGACCGACAGCCAGAAGUCUCCAACACCAGCAUCAGUAGAAGCUAAUGGCACCAAAGCAAAAGCUCCGACUGUGUCUGUGGAAGCAGCUGGUAACCAGGUCAGUGUUACAGCUGUAUCAGCUGAACAAAAAAUUCCAGCAGAGUCCAGUACGCCAGCCAAAGACACACCGAAAGCUGAGACUCCCAGCAUGUUCAAUAAGAUGUUCAAGAAGAAGACCGGACCUGUUUCUCCUGCAUCUGAGGCUAAUGUGGCAGCUGAAGUAGUGAUCGUCCCUGAAGUACAGACCGACAGCCAGAAGUCUCCAACACCAGCAUCAGUAGAAGCUAAUGGCACCAAAGCAAAAGGUCCGACUGUGUCUGUAGAAGCAGCUGGUAACCAGGUCAGUGUUACAACUGUAUCAGCUGAACAAAAAAUUCCAGCAGAGUCCAGUACGCCAGCCAAAGACACACCGAAAGCUGAGACUCCCAGCAUGUUCAAUAAGAUGUUCAAGAAGAAGACCGGACCUGUUUCUCCUGCAUCUGAGGCUAACGUGGCAGCUGAAGUAGUGAUCGUCCCUGAAGUACAGACCGACAGCCAGAAGUCUCCAACACCAGCAUCAGUAGAAGCUAAUGGCACCAAAGCAAAAGGUCCGACUGUGUCUGUGGAAGCAGCUGGUAACCAGGUCAGUGUUACAGCUGUAUCAGCUGAACAAAAAAUUCCAGCAGAGUCCAGUACGCCAGCCAAAGACACACCGAAAGCUGAGACUCCCAGCAUGUUCAAUAAGAUGUUCAAGAAGAAGACCGGACCUGUUUCUCCUGCAUCUGAGGCUAAUGUGGCAGCCGAAGUAGUGAUCGUCCCUGAAGUACAGACCGACAGCCAGAAGUCUGAGCCUACAGACAUAAAGGCAAAUACACAGACUGAGAAAGAGCCACAGGGUGAAGCUCCCAAACCCAGCACCACUGAGGUCACGCAAGACAGCACCCAAUCUGAGCAGACCAGCACCGAGGAAAAGUCAGUUAUGAACUUUUUCAAAACACUUGUGACUUCAACCAAAACAACGAAAGAAGCGACGGCUAGUCCGGAUGUCUCAAAACAACAGUCACAGAAAGAAACUCCACCAGCUCCAGCUGCAAAUGUACAGGAAGCAUCAAAGAUCCCCCCUCCUCCACCACCAGCACCACCCAAGAUGGAGAGUAAAGUAGAGCCAGCUGUAAAGAAAGAGGAGGCCCCACCAAUAGACGUAGCAGCCGCCGCAGCCAAAGAACCAGAAACCCCCAGCAAGGCCAAAACUAAAGACAGCCCAUUCGGCAAACUCUUCCGUACAAAGUCUGGGGUGAUAGAGGAAGCAAAGCCAGUUGAGAUACAGGUAGACGCGUCCAAGACCAGUACCCUUGAGGCCGGCGCCAAACCCGAACCCGCUCCAGCACCCAAACCAGAAGAAAAGAAAGCAGAGAAGAAGCCCUCACCUUUCGCCAACUUGCUCAAACCAAAGGUACUGCUAGGCCAAGUGAGCUCUAAGAUCCAUUCAGCUGCUUCGAGUGCCGCAGCCAGCAUCUCCCUUGGUGCUGGAGGAGCGGCUGCAGAGUCCAAGAAGGAAGCCCCUACAGCCCCCACUGCACCUGCAGAGGCUACCCCAAGCACCAAGGCCAAAGAAGAGCCCAAACCAGCAGCUGUUGCUGCUGCUCCUGCUGCGGCCUCUCCAGACAACAAGUCGGUGGGGAGUACAGAUAAUUCUUCACCCAGCACCUCCCGCAAACUAGAGAAGAGGAACUCCAUCCAUCUGUUCUUUAAAAGCUUGGGUCAAAAACGCCACUCUGAUGCCGGAGUGCAAACGGAGCCAGUGGCACAGGAGAAGGCCAAAUAAAAACCUUGCUUUGGUUUCAUCGUCUGCACAGAAAACACGCAUCGCUUGUACAUAUGUAUCCUUAUCUGAAUGUCCUGACCAGAGACCAGGGAUUAAUUCCUAUUUAAUCUCCACUACUUGAGGUGAACUGAGAACUAAAGUAUCUUAAAACUGGCCAUUCCAAUUAUUCAUUCCCAUUCCCAACACUUCUUGGGCUGUCCUUUAAUACUAUCAAAGUCACCUAGAAAUGGUUGGUUCUUUAACGGUUUGCAAGAGGUAUGUUGAAACGCAAUCGAACGGCUUAAAGCUUUGCAUGUUUUGCAAGAUUUUUUUUUUAUAUAGAACGUGUGAUGGAAGAGAGCUGAAAAAGGGGGAUUACACAACAUUACAAUGGCAUGCUGUUCCUCUUAAACAGGAACAUUAAUGUAAACGUCAGGCCUGUCUAUACCGUCACUCUGUAACUCCUCAAUAUGGUCUUGAUCGUAUAUCAUGCAGGAUGUAUUACAACCACUGUCUUGUUUCCAGCUUCUGCUUUUUUUUUUUUUUAAAUGGAACAUCUGAUAUUUUUUUUUUUUUUUGCACACUUGUGCACAAUAAUCAUUCAUACGGCUGUAAAAACAAUCUGCCAAGGCUUACUCUUUCCAUUACAGCGCUUCAUCAAGACCUCUGACAUCACCCGUUUGUUGUUUAAUGGUGACAAUACUUAAAAAUGAUCUCCUAAAUCAUUCAGACCCAUUGGCCAUCGCUAGUAUUUCAUGCUAACACGUAUUUUUAACAUAUCGUCAUGUCAGACUAUUACAUACAGGCUUCAUUAUUGAAUAGGUUAGUUAUCAGCUUUUCAAAAUGGGCACUCCUUUUUUUUUUUUUUUUUUUUUUUUUUUGGUACUACUGAAAACAUAUGCUAUCUGUAACCAAGCCUUUACUAACUAUAUGGAAUAUAUUGCAGUUAGCACACUGUUCACAUGGGGUGGAAUCCAUCUGGUUUCUCUUACUCGCUUACUGAAUUCUCACUAGCUUUUGGUGGAUCCAGUUUAAUUGCUUUCUGUGAAAUGGUAUUGAGUAUGAGAAUUUCCUUCUGCUCUUACUGCACAUGUCCCAAUUUCACAUGUUCUGAGUUUUAUUUCUGAAUUUGAGAGACACAGACUUGCAUUACAAUUUUUAUUUUUUUUUUUUUUGGCUUGUAAUCAACUAAUGUUAAAAAUGAAAUCUGUCUCUGUAAUUGUAAUUAUGCAGUCUUUGUUAAUAAAAUGUAAGGGUACAACACAA
This is a messenger RNA of Ictalurus punctatus (channel catfish), 4152 nucleotides long. RefSeq names its product brain enriched myelin associated protein 1 (gene bcas1). The record is from RefSeq and is a predicted model, not a curated record. Lineage: Eukaryota; Metazoa; Chordata; Actinopteri; Siluriformes; Ictaluridae. Gene Ontology annotation, biological process: myelination. The transcript is spliced from 17 exons. The coding region runs from base 334 to 2907 and encodes 857 amino acids.